AUGAGCAACUUCACGAAUCCCGAACCAAUGGAAUGCAACCCAGUGGGAAAUAUUCUAGGAAACCCGGAGAAGAUAUACGAUGCAAUUAUUGAUCACGUUAAGAACUACGCAACAGCGAAGAUUGAUCACAAUAACGCAGAGUUUGAUGACGAUUUCGAUGAUGAAGAAUUCGAUCGAAUCUAUCGAACAAAUAACAACAUCGCGUCGCAAGAAUCAACUCCGGGAAGCCAGCACAGUUUCGCAACGGGAAGCUUCAACGAUCAUGAUUUCGAUACAGUAAUUGGAAGCACGCAGGCGCAAGAAUCACGGGAGGCUUCAUCAGUAUUCAGGCGAAUCGACUCAAAUGAAUCGAGCGAGAAAAGAUUUGAAGAAAGGCAAGACCCGUGCUGCAAAAAAUACGAAAGGAUAAUUGUCAUGGACGAGUUCGAAGGACCGUAUGAAGGAACACCGCCGUGCGAAUUCCACGAAAGCUACUAUAAAAGAUGGCUCAGCAGUAUCAAGGCGAGGAGAGAAGGCAAGAAGGAGAAAGAAGAAAAGAAAGGGGGGCAAGCAGAACCGAAAAGAUUCGCACCCUAUUGGAACUACGAUCCAAAAAAGUACGAAAAUAAGACGGUGGAGCUUCCAAAAGCACGAGUUAUCAAAGAUUACAUUGAUGAAUAA
Molecule: messenger RNA, 660 nt
Organism: Oikopleura dioica
Lineage: Eukaryota; Metazoa; Chordata; Appendicularia; Copelata; Oikopleuridae
Source: the annotation of a GenBank genome assembly